Molecule: messenger RNA, 614 nt
Organism: Dacryopinax primogenitus
Lineage: Eukaryota; Fungi; Basidiomycota; Dacrymycetes; Dacrymycetales; Dacrymycetaceae
Product: cofilin
Exons: 4
Coding region: 50-490 (146 amino acids)
Biological process (GO): cell motility; actin filament depolymerization; actin filament severing
Cellular component (GO): cytoplasm; actin cytoskeleton; actin cortical patch
Molecular function (GO): actin filament binding
Source: RefSeq, a predicted model, not a curated record
CGCAGACCAAGUCACCACACUCUUUCUUCAUUACCUUGCCUGCUCCAUCAUGUCUUCUGGAAUCGUUCCUUCGGCUGACGUCCUCCGUGUCUUUGAGGAAGACUUGAAGCGAAACAAGAAGUUCAAGUACAUCAUUCUCGGCAUAGCGAAGGUUGUCGAUCCCUCAAAUGCAAAGCCCGUAGAUACGAUUGUGGUAACGAAGACGUCUGAAGAGCCUUCAUGGGACAAGUUUCUCGCAGAGCUUACGGAUACCGAGUGCAAAUACGCUAUCUAUGAUUUCGCGUAUGAGGUCGAUGGUGGAGGACAGCGGACUAAGAUCAUCUUGAUUACCUGGGCCCCCGAUGGUGCGCAAACCAAGGAGAGGAUGAUAUUUGCGUCAUCCAAAGCGGCUUUGAAGGCCACAUUGAGUUCCGGCAUUGCCGCGGAGGUACAGGCCAACGACCUCUCUGAGAUAACGUUUGAAAUUGUACGGGCCAAGCUUGGCAACUGACCUGCCGAGCCUGGUAACAGAUCUGGGGAGUGUGGCAAUGGGUAUGUUGACUGCUCAACCUCAUUGUAUCAUGCAGCGGUCGUAGCUGUCUGAGUUCCUUGGCGAAUGUAAAUGAAAGUUUUUG